GUGGCCGGCGAGCACGGCGUUGCUUGUGCCCGUGCGUGCAUAGGCACACGGAGCCGGGGGCAUGCUGCAGCGCGCCAAGUACAACCGCUUCCGCAAUGAGUCGGUGACAUCUGUCGACGAGCUGCUGCUCCACGGCCUUCCCAUGAACGCCAAGGUGCCUGCUGGCGCCCCGGUGCCUGCUCCGGAGCCGCUGUACGCGCCUGCUGCUGAGGCCACGCCCCCUGAAACAGCUGAGGACUCGGGCACCGCCCUGUGCACCCUCAUCAACAAGGUGUCCAGUCUUAAAUUCACCAACUCCUCUGGCCUGCUGGGCAUCAAAGGCCUGCCGUCGGCUGUCAAGGACCUGGCUGUGUCCAAACUUCAGGGAGGAGGGGGAGCAGGAGGAGGGUCCUCGGGUAGCCCGGCGUCUUCCUCCAGCCUCUCAGCGGCCACUGGGGGCAUCUCGUGUGCUUCCGCCACCUCUGGCCACCACGAGCCAGGCUCCAUGAGCACCGGGAAGAAGGGAAGGAUGGAGGAAGCGCAGCCUGGUGCAGAGGACUGGCACACAGGUGGUGUGGGUGGCACUGGUGGAGAAUGCGCAGGCCUGGUGAAUAAACCCUCACGAGGAUGGCUGCACUCCAGCGACAAGAUCGCUGGACCUGGAGUGACGUACGUCGUAAAGUAUUUGGGCUGCAUAGAAGUGCUUCGGUCCAUGAGGUCCCUCGACUUCACCACAAGAUCCCAAAUAACAAGGGAGGCCAUCAGUUUGGUAUGUGAGGCAGUACCUGGCACCAAAGGAGCACUGCGCAAGAAAAAGCCCCCCUCCAAAGCUCUUUCCAGCAUUUUGGGGAAAAGUAACCUGCAGUUUGCUGGCAUGAGUAUCAACCUGAACAUCUCGAUCAGCAGCUUAAACCUAAUGACCCCCGACUCCAAACAGAUAAUAGCCAAUCACCAUAUGCAGUCGAUAUCCUUUGCCUCCGGCGGAGAUCCGGACACAACCGAUUUUGUUGCUUAUGUAGCAAAAGAUCCAGUUAACCGCAGAGCAUGUCAUAUUCUGGAAUGUUCCGAUGGUCUGGCACAGGAUGUGAUCAGUACGAUAGGGCAGGCGUUUGACCUGCGCUUCCAGCAGUACCUUCAGUGUCCCUCCAGCAAACUGUCAGCUAUACACGAUAGGGUACAGAGUGUUGAGGAACCUUCAUGGACUGAGGAAGGAGAGGAUCCUCCUGAUCACUCAUAUUAUAACAACAUCCCUGGCAAGAUGCCCCCUCCUGGUGGCUUCAUCGAUGCACGGUUAACCAAUCAGACAGCAGAGAGUAUCCAGGGGGCCGGAGUAGACCAGACGUACUAUCAAGGCAGGCCUACACUUGUCCAACAAGGAUCUUGUGACAUAUACAGUUUGCCUGAGGCCAAAGGUCAGAGCCCGAAGCUGGGCGAGGUUCCUACAUAUGUGAAUACACAGCACAUUGAUCCACAGGUGCUGGCGGCGCUGCAGGGGGAAACAGAAGCAGUGUGCGAACCAUGUGGGGGCGCCACAGCCAAAGACAGCCCCAGAAAAGACCUCUUCGACAUGAAGCCGUUUGAAGAGGCGAUUGUGACUCAGUCCCCGUCAGUGUCUGUGUUGAAUAAGGCGUCGUCGGUGGAUAACUGCAGCCCGGUGCUUACACGCUCGGCCCUGCGCUCCAUCCCCGAGCUCGAGCAGCAGAGCUGGUACCACGGAGAGAUGAGUCGCCACAAUGCCGAGAAACUCCUGCGCAAUGACGGAGACUUCCUAGUGCGCAAAAGCACUACCAACCCAGGCUCGUACGUGCUGACGGGCAUGCACAACGGCCUCGCCAAACAUCUGCUGCUCGUCGAUCCAGAGGGCACGGUACGAACUAAAGAUCACAUAUUCGAAAGCAUCAGCCACCUGAUCAGCCAUCACCGCGACAACAACCUGCCAAUCGUCUCGGCGGGAAGCGAACUGUGCUUGAAGCAGCCCGUCGAAAGGAAACAGUGAUGACAUCCCCCUCCCCCGUGAAAGUAAAUAAACAAACAAACUGCACAGAGGGAACGGGGUCAACCCUGAAACCUGAUACUUGAAGAUGAAUAUGAAUAACGAGUGUGUAAAGGUGACGGUGGACAUAGUUAGUUUUACAGCGAUGUCAUUUAUCCGAUCGCUUUUGGACCACGUGAAAGAGAUCCUCGUAUAUAAAGACGACGGCUGAUUUAUAGAACUGUUCCAAUUAUUUUGUUGUGAUGACUGAAAUUCUAUAUUUUUUGAAAAGACAUGGGUGCAUUUGGGCUUAUCUGUGUUUUAAAACU
Messenger RNA from Neoarius graeffei (lesser salmon catfish), 2280 nucleotides. RefSeq names its product SHC (Src homology 2 domain containing) transforming protein 3 (gene shc3). Lineage: Eukaryota; Metazoa; Chordata; Actinopteri; Siluriformes; Ariidae. The record is from RefSeq and is a predicted model, not a curated record. Gene Ontology annotation, biological process: cell surface receptor protein tyrosine kinase signaling pathway; intracellular signal transduction. The transcript has 12 exons. Bases 62 to 1975 code for a protein of 637 amino acids. Gene Ontology annotation, molecular function: receptor tyrosine kinase binding. Gene Ontology annotation, cellular component: plasma membrane.